Molecule: messenger RNA, 1745 nt
Organism: Klebsormidium nitens
Lineage: Eukaryota; Viridiplantae; Streptophyta; Klebsormidiophyceae; Klebsormidiales; Klebsormidiaceae
Source: the annotation of a GenBank genome assembly
UGCAGAUCUAAAACCGCCGGCGCAAGCCUGUCCGGGUAGCGUCAAGCGCUUCUCCUGCGGCCUUCCCAAGCCAGGCAGGCCAGAAGAUCUUCCAGCACAAUGUUCAAAAUCCUUGAGAGGUUUUGUUGAGCUAUUUCUUCAAGCUGACCAGUCUCAUGGUUAGGAGGACAAGGUGUGAUUCUCCCAACGUUUGUUGCGUGCUACCAACAUGGAUGGUAUGGAAGGCAUUGCGAGUGCUUUUGGUGGGAUGCCCUUCUUCUCCCCCUUCAUGAUGAUCAACCGGAGCGGGACGUGCGCCGCCAGCAGAAUCUUGCAGCUGCGCGAAAUGGGCGUCUACAGUUGCAUGGUGGAGGACAAGAUUGCCAAGGAAGCGCAGGCAGGCGAUCCAAAUUUCAAGCUGAGACUACAGUGCGUUAAGGCCGUCAAGCGCAGUUGCGACAACGACAACGAGCGUUGCUGUGUGCUUUGGCGCUGGCAAGUUUGUGAGGGAGCAGCAAAGCGGGAGAGCGACUAUGGGGAGCUGGUUUUUACUGAUACAACCACCACGCGAUUCCUGGUCAUUGAGACACACCGCCGCUGGCAUGAGAGCGCAUGGGAGCACUCAAGAGCGAUGGCCAAGCAACUCUUUUGCCUGCUGCGGUAUAUCGGGUAUGAUCCAGAGUACGUUCGCUAUGCUGUCUUCUGUGCGGACCGCCCGGAGAUGUGUGCGGCCUUGACCAAUGGAACGGAGUAUCCAAAGCCACUGGAGCCGGAGCACCCAGGCCCGACCAGCUUCGGCCAGAUUGACGUCAGCAACUGCACGCCAGCGCUGACGCCGUCCACCGUGAGCAAGGUCGACGUCAUCCUGUCGCGCAGCGCGUCCGUUCUGCGGUCUGCCGAGGCGUCCCGAGAGAGAAGCGGACUGACGAAGGAAGGGCUGCUCGAAGAGGUGGUGCUACGGAGCAAGGAGGGAGCGUCUGCCAAGGACAGGGCCGGCGACCCGAAGCUAGUGCAGUUCUGCGCCAACUGUGAGAGCACCGCGGAGGAGAAGCACGUGGAUAAGCUGCGGCGGUGUGGGCGCUGCUUCAUCCCGUACUACUGCGGCGUCGAGUGCCAGCGCGCGCACUACAAGCUGCACAAGCCGUACUGCAGGCAAGCCGCCGGGUAGACCGGCAGCCGGGAAGCAAGGACUCUUUCGGAAUAGUAAGAUCAUCAGCUUGGGACGAGUAGAUGGAUGGGUGGGUACGGGUGCGGAACAGGUUGUUCUAAUAGGUUAGGGUUUAUGUGUUUGGUUUUGAGCUUACUUUUUUGAAGCUUACUAUUCCUGAAGUGUCGCAACAUGUAGCCAAAGUCUUUGCGGAAACGAAGGUACGAGAUCAUGUAACAUCAAAUGGAGAAUGUUGUUUGUAGGUUAAAAGGAAAGGGGUAGAGGAGGUAGGUGCUUAUGCCGGCGCAUCAUGCGUGAUUCGGAGGCAGUCGGCGGCUUAAGCGAGUACUAUUACAAGAACAUCCGGAUGAGGCAUCUGCGGAUGAACAGUUAGGGCGUCGUGAUUGGAAGCGCUUGAUACAAUCAUGAACGAGAACCGGUACCGAAAGCGUGCAUGUGCUUCGAAAGUUGAAGAGGUGAUCAUAUUGGCUGUUGAACAAUCUGAGUCUACAAAGGUUUUGAAUGUUGUCUACAGCAGCUAGCCGGAACAGCAAUGCAGUGGUUCGUGCGUUAAGCUACACGAUCAGACACAUUGACCAGCGGAAGCAUGAAGCCUGGC